AUGGUGUGUCCUGUGAGCGGGGGCAGAGGCCAGCUCAGGAAUAAUGGAAAGGCAGGCCCUCCAUCCCGCGUCACCAGCUCCCUGCACCUGAGUCGGCCCGGGCGUCCUGGGGUAAUGCACGCUAAAGACCCCGCCCGGAAGGUCCAGAAACCUGUCGGAGAAGCAGGCGGGAGCCCCCGCCUCGAGUGCGGCCCUAACCCAGAUCAGGGAGGGCGGAUCAAAUGCGCCAACCUCUCUUCCCACAGCCCGAGCCCCGUCUCCCGCGCCAGGGAUCCCUGCGGCGAGGCCGAGGCCACUGGGGCUCCGUGGCUACCUAGGAGCCCGAACGCGGGCUCUGCGGGCACCCCCCUCCCAGGUGGAGGCCCGGGUGCCUCGAUGCCCCGCUCCCGCACACCCACCUCAUCCAGGGCCCCGGGACCCGGGGCAGGGCGCGGGGGUCCCGGGCGGAGAAGCCAGCGUCUGCCUGCGGGCGCCGCUUACAUGGUGGCGCGGGGUCGGGCCGGGCUCGUCUACGCCGGCGAGCGCGGGCCCCGGGCGUCAGCGCAGGGGCAUCCCGCGGCCACCGGACUAGCCGGCCCUUUAAGCCCCUCCCAGGGAGGGCGUGGCCGAGAGCCGACAGGCGGGCACCUUGGCCUAUCGCCGCUGCGAACUGACCUGGCCUACAUAGAUGUCCAAUCAGAGACUGCACUUCAGGAAUAG
Castor canadensis (American beaver) is the source of this 699-nucleotide messenger RNA. NCBI's taxonomy places the organism in Eukaryota, Metazoa, Chordata, Mammalia, Rodentia, Castoridae. The record is from RefSeq and is a predicted model, not a curated record.